Messenger RNA from Salvelinus fontinalis (brook trout), 1637 nucleotides. Its product is annotated as lysozyme g-like. Gene Ontology annotation, molecular function: lysozyme activity. Lineage: Eukaryota; Metazoa; Chordata; Actinopteri; Salmoniformes; Salmonidae. Bases 348 to 1256 code for a protein of 302 amino acids. The record is from RefSeq and is a predicted model, not a curated record. The transcript has 8 exons. Gene Ontology annotation, cellular component: membrane; extracellular region. Gene Ontology annotation, biological process: peptidoglycan catabolic process; defense response to Gram-positive bacterium.
CUGCCUUGACGAUUUGCACAGAGUGGUAGCCAGGGCACCAAAGCACUGUGGAAGUUGAGCCUCGCGUUUCAAUGCUCUUAGUUGUUACGGAAAUAUACUUUGCUGUUUACUUUCUCCAUCUACGUCAGGGAUACGCUUCGCAAAUUUGGGUAGAGAUUGGAAAGAGCAAAAUCGAAAGUUAAGAGUCGGUUAGAACGUUUGAGAUCCGUUGUGUUGUAUUUUUCAACUUCAACAGAUCUUUCAGAAAUCGACAAGGAGUAAGAAGCAAGUCGUCUGAAAUCAUAUUGCUGGGUUUGUGUGUUUGACUGAGGAUCCUCCAGUUUCAAGAACUUCAAAGCGACAUCAACAUGGCCUCUCAUUAUAGAAACAUUAUGAAGGUAGAAACAAGUGGUGCUUCCCGGAGGACAGCAAAAGCUGAUGCGGAAAAUGACGAAGGGGUGCCUGCAUCUCACAGAAUGGCAGAGUAUGACCUUGCUGCCAUGGACAAGUACAAGGGUCUCAUAAUGAAGGUGGCAAAGAGGAAUGCAGUGGACCCAGCUGUCAUCUGUGGCAUCAUCUCAAGAGAGUCCCGGGCUGGGACAGGACUGGACAAGCACGGCAGGGGGGACAAUGGCAAGGCCUUCGGACUUAUGCAGAUUGACACCACCCCAGCCCCGAGCGGUGGCGGGCACACUCCAAAGGGGGAAUGGAACAGUGAGGAGCAUCUCCAACAAGGCACUGAAAUUCUGAUUGGGUUCAUCAAAAGAAUCCAGAAGAAAUUUAAUUCAUGGACCAAGGAGCAGCAACUGAAAGGGGGAAUAGCAGCCUACAAUAAGGGAGAAGACUGUGUAGAGUCAUAUGAGGAAGUGGACGCUCAUACCACUGGAGUGGACUACUCCAAUGAUGUUGUUGCCAGAGCUCAGUGGUUCUACUACCAUGGUUAUGCUGAAACAAGAAACUGUGGCAUUAUAGUAGCAGCUGCCGCAACAGCUAUAGUGGGAGGAGUUUCUGCUGUUGUCCUGGCACCAGUAGUCCUCACAGUGAUCGGGUUUGGUGCUGGCGGGAUUGCAGCUGGAUCAACAGCAUCAGGCAUGAUGUCUGCCGCGGCCAUAGCCAAUGGAGGUGGGGUAGCAGCAGGGAGUCUUGUUGCUGUUCUACAGUCAGCAGGUGCCGUAGGGCUCUCGGGGACGGCCACAGCGAUUGUUGGAAGUGCGGGAGCAGCCAUCGCAGGAGCAGUAGGAGGAUCUGUGGGAUGGCUCAAAACAAAGUUUUCUUAAAUGUUCCAUAGAGGCUUUGAAGAACACCUGUCAGUAGUGAAAUACACCCUCACGCUGUUGAUACUGCAUGCUUAAAGUAUUCUACUUGUCAACUGCCGUUAACUGCCGUUAAGAAAAACAGGUUUUCUGUAGGAAAGUCUAAAGUUCUUUGUGAGGAUUGUUCCCUAAUUUUGCAGUUGAAAUGAGCUCAAUGGUUCUACAGCCAUGGUUAUGGUAAAACAUUUUUUUACUGUUAUUGACCUUUGUAGACAUGUUGAAAAUUAUGAAUACACCCAGUAAUAAUUACACAACUUCAAACAUUCACAUCCAAGUUUCUUCUGUAGUUGAAUCUUUCAACAACUUGUCAUUGCGCAAUAUAAUUAAACAUUUCUUAUUUUCUGA